UAAUUUAGUUACAGGAACAAGUCUAAGCAGGAAAACAGGGCGUGGCUCUGCACUUAAAAACACUCCCAUGUUCUACAGCCUGACAGUGAGCCGUUCUCCAGCAAACAGUUGGGCUUCAGUUCACAGAAGAGCACAAUGGAUCUUUCAGAUGCUCUUGGGGACUGGCCCUCUGUGGGCAACAACCAAUCAGGAGGUCCUUGGCCUGCCAACCCCACCUGGCCAGGUCAGCCAGCAACCAACCCCACCUGGCCUGGGGGUCAACCUGCUGCCAACCCCACCUGGCCUGGGGGUCAACCUGCUGCCAACCCCACCUGGCCUGGGGGUCAACCUGCUGCCAACCCCACCUGGCCUGGGGGUCAACCUGCUGCCAACCCCACCUGGCCUGGAGGCCAACCCGGAGGCAAUAGUAUGUGGCCAGGAGGGAACCCAAGUCAACCCACUGGACCUGGUUCAUAUGGACCUGGAGCACCAAUGCCAGCUGCACCCCAAAAGAAUUUUGCUGUUCCCUAUGAAGAGAAACUGCCAGGGGGACUAUUUGAUAAACUACUGAUCACCAUCAAGGGAACCGUAAAACCCAAUGCUGAAAUGUUCACGGUGAACUUGUCUGCAGGCAAAGAUGAUCUUGCCUUUCACUUUAAUCCUCGCUUCAAUGAAUACGGAAGAAAGGUUAUUGUCAGGAACUCAUUUUUGGACAAGAAGUGGGGUGUAGAGGAGAGGGAUGCGAAGCAGUUUCCCUUUGUCCCGGGUCAGCCGUUUGAGCUGAAGAUAUUGUGCACCAACACAGAGUUCAAGGUGGCUGUUAACAAUUCCCACAUUCUUGAAUACAGACAUCGGCUGACCAACCUGAGCUCCAUCAACACACUUGGCAUCUACUCUGACCUCACCCUUUCAGAUGUUCGUGUUGAGAAAUUGCAUUGAGAAGUCUUUGACAUUACCGGAGAUGUACUAUAAAACACAAACAAACAAACAAACAAACAAACAAACAAACAAACAAACAAACAAACAAAAAGCCUUUGGAGGUCAACUGCAAAUCUAUUUGAGAUAUACUGUGGGUCUGUUGGAAAUCUAAAAAGAAUUUUAAAAGAACAAAAUUUCCCUUAACCUACAGAAAACAGCCACAAAUUCAUGAAAACCAAUUUUAGAACUGCUAAGAAUCAUAGAUCUAAGAUCUACCGGAUCUUUUUAAAACACAGCAAAGGUUGUCUUUGGUGGACCUCCAGAUUAUCAGCUGAUCUCCAGUGAAGAUGAUUGUUAUUUCUACAGAACAUUUUUAAAAGUCUAAUAAUACUCACAAGAGAUUUGAGCCAUAGACAAUCAUUGCUGGGUAUUCAGUGAUUAUUCCGUUCUGUCUUUUUCCUACAUGAUUUAUAAAAGUUUAAUCUAUUGUCAAUCAACAGACAUCGACAAUAGAUUUUAGUUUUUAAAAGUAAGUUGACUCAUACUGAAUAAAAUAAAUGGUUGUAUUGCUCUGUCAGUGUCUGACAUUAGAAGCCCCGUUUUGACUCGAUGUCACAUAUACAUCGUUUCACAUUUCUGUUAUGAAUGGUACACAUUUUGAAAAGUGCAAAUGUGUUUUUAUCAAUAAAAUGUAAUGGUUUA
Messenger RNA from Gambusia affinis (western mosquitofish), 1599 nucleotides. RefSeq names its product lectin, galactoside binding soluble 3b (gene lgals3b). The coding region runs from base 136 to 918 and encodes 260 amino acids. The transcript is spliced from 7 exons. Gene Ontology annotation, molecular function: carbohydrate binding; laminin binding; IgE binding. Lineage: Eukaryota; Metazoa; Chordata; Actinopteri; Cyprinodontiformes; Poeciliidae. Gene Ontology annotation, biological process: positive chemotaxis; positive regulation of calcium ion import; neutrophil chemotaxis. Gene Ontology annotation, cellular component: immunological synapse; nucleus. The record is from RefSeq and is a predicted model, not a curated record.